GGAACGUUCAUGCUCGUUCUCACACUGCAUGUGACCGCCGGGGCAUGAACACGCGCGUAUCGUAAUCGGCCGAAUCGUUUUUUUUUAUUUUAUUUUAAUUGUCCACGACCAAGUGCAAUCGACAGCAGUUUCGUUAUUUUCGUACAUUGCCGUUGUACUACGCGAUCGCGCGAAUUUGUGCCACGCCGCCAUAGCGAAACGCAGAAAAUAGUGUGGCGUCGACGAAUCUGUGAACCGUCGCCGAGUACCGAUCACCGGAGCUCCAAGCCCCCACGACUCGUGCUAUUUUUAAUGUUUUAUACCAAUUGUGGAAGUGAGGAUGGAUAUUCGAAACGAGAUGGGUCUUCAGUUUUUAGAUUUACAUGAUUUAACUGACAAUGAUAAGCGUCACAUUAUUACCAUUCUUAAAGCUGACGCUACUGAAGCCUUGAAACUACCAUGGGACGCUAAAGAUAUAGAAGGUAACAACAAUAAUGUUAAUUCUGUCACAGUAACAGAAGUACCUGAACUUCAGCAACAUCAUUGGUACAAUGCCAUACCACCGCCCACUUAUCCGCAACAGAUGAUGACGCAAAUGUGUAAUGAGUGGCAAGCACCAAUGUACAAUGUUCCCGCGAAUGGCCACAUGCCGCCGUUUAUGGCGUAUGCUCAUCCCGGAUACAAUAUCAGCACUGAAAUUCAAGAAAUGAACUAUAAUAGGGAGAAUGGGCGCCGCAACAAUCGGGGCAGAGGAGGUAUAAGGAGAGAUAACUACAAUCGAACGAUUAAUCCCGCUAACGAAAUGCAAUCUGGAUACAUGGGCGAUCAGGCGCAAUAUCAUCCGCAGAUACCGAUCAUGUACAUUUAUCCUGAUCAUUCCGUCUCUACGCAACAGCAUCAAGUUGCUACUGGACAAAUCUAUUACACACAGCCAAUGUAUUCAACGAUUCCUCAUCCGCAUCCAAAUGCGCAAUCGAUUUCAUCCAAUUCGCACACAGUGCACCCAACUUAUUCUCAAACACCGAAUCCUCAAGCACCGCAGGUAAACAGAUGCGUGCGACAAUCACAAUCUGUGCCACCUCAACAACCAAGUCAGGAACCUGCAAAACAACCGGUCGUUAAAUCGCACGACAAACAAAUACAAAGCACAUCUGAUAAAUUAACGCAACAAGUAAAUGAAACAAACUCCUCGCCAAGUAACGUUGUUAGCACCGUUAUUGUUACUAACCCUACUUCAGAAGCCUCUGUGAAAAACGUAAACGAAAACACUGCCAAUAGACAAAAUGUUACUAGCAGUGAAAAGGUCGAUUCAAAGCUCCAACACAAUAUUUCAUGGGCUGUAAACGAGAAUUGUAAUGGCACAGAAAAAGUGAUGCCAUGUGUAAAUACUAACAAUGACGUUAAGGAGAACCAAAAUAAUGAGUCAGAUAAGAAGUUUACAAAUGAAACUGUACCCAAUAUCACAACGAAUGCUGUAAAAACUUCGCCUAAACCGAUCUCCAUUAGGAUAGACAAGAGUGAAGCGCAGAUUGAAGAAAAUGUUGCACUAAAAGACACCGAAGAUAAGACUAUUACUAAAACGCCAAACGGUUCCCCAUCCAUGCCAAAUGGAUCGUCAACCACACCAAAUACUUCACCAUCAUCUACAUCUGAAACAUCACCUGCAACUACAAUCAGCAGGUCCUAUGCUAGUCUUUUCAGGAAAGACAGCACAUUAGAGACACCUACUGCGACCGCCAGCACGCUUAAUUGCAAUACGUCGUGCAAACCCACAGAACAUGUAGCUCAUCAAAAUGAAUCACCAAAAAUGCCUGUCCAAAAGGAACCAACUAGCCCUAUUUGCACACCAGAGAGCCAAAAUGAUUCAUCUAGUGCACCAACUUUACAGAAUGGCAUAUUACAAAACUGUUACGAUGAUCCUAAUACAUACAGGAUGGGUGAAUUUUUGUCAAGUUAUCAAAUGGACAAGCAAACAGUCAGCUUAUUACCGAGAGGAUUAACAAAUCGCAGCAAUUAUUGUUAUAUUAACAGCAUCUUACAAGCUUUACUUGCUUGCCCACCAUUCUAUAAUCUUCUUACAGCUUUACCGCUUCCUAAAAACCGAGGCAGAAAUUCAGCUACACCUUUGAUUGAUAACAUGGUCAAGUUUGUUCGUGAGUUUUCACCCUUGACGGAGGCUGCCCGUAUGCCCAGAAAAGAUAGAGUUCAUAAACGAGGAGAAGAUACUGUCAUGGAUAUAUACAGUGGCAUUGCGUUUGAACCAUCAUAUGUAUAUACAAUGUUAAAGAAUGCUUCGGCUGCUGGUGCCUUUUCUGUGGAAGGACGGCAGGAAGACGCAGAAGAAUUCUUGUCAUGUCUUCUAAAUGGAAUCAAUGAUGAAAUGCUAGAGUUGAUAAAAUUGGUCAGCAAUGAUCAAAAUGCAAUCAGUAAUGCGAAAAAUGUCAGCAACGAACAUGAUGAGGAAGAGUGGCAGGUAAUGGGACCAAAAAAUAAAGGUGCUGUCACGCGGUGUACAGAAUUUGAAAGAACCCCACUGUCCGAUAUCUUCCGUGGACAAUUACGAUCUAGAGUAUCACGAGCAGGAGAACAGCCAACGGACAAUGUACAACCGUUUUUCACCCUACAGCUUGAUGUCCAAAAAGCCGAAUCCGUAAGACACGCACUUGAAAUUCUCGUCGGUAAGGAUCAGGUAGAAGGAUUGACAUGCAGUAAGACGAGACAACAGAUAGAGGCUUGGAAACAGGUCACCUUAGAAGAACUGCCUGUUAUCCUCAUAUUACAUCUAAAAUGGUUCGUGUACAAGUUCGAUAAGUUUUCCAAUGGCUGCUCCAAAAUAUUAAAGACCGUGGAAUUUCCAAUCGACUUGAAAAUUGAUGGCAAAUUUUUAUCACCGAACACUGUGAAGAAGUUGGGUCCCAAACAAAAACAAUACAAAUUAUUCGCGGUGACCUAUCACGAUGGGAAGGAGGCCACCAAAGGACACUACUUCACCGAUGCCUUCCACGUGGGAUAUGGAUCGUGGGUUAGGUAUGAUGACAGUACAGUAAAGAGCGUCCCAGAGAGUAACGUAUUGAGGCCCACGUCACCUAGGGUACCUUACUUACUAUAUUACCGAAGGUGUGACACGAUUGGUAAUAACCAGUCAAAUAGUGCAAAAGCACAUUGAAAAACUUUGUAUAGAAAAUUUAUUAUAUAGAAAAAAAGCUAUGUUCCAUUUGAGAUGGACAAAAAAAAAUUCUUUUUACAAUUUCAAAGUUCUUGUUGAUAUUUAUAACUAAAUAGAAAUCUAAAUAAAGAGAGCUUUUAUAUUAUCUACAAUAGCGUGGAAAAAGUAGACAUGUAUUAAACCUGCUGUACUUCCAUGAAAUAUUUCUAUUAAGAUUGUUAUUACACGUUGUAUACAUAGUUCCCUUAAAAUCAUGAAAUAAAGGUAGGUAAUGUUAAGGCUCGUCAAGUGUUCCAAUCUGGAUUCACAGUUUCUAGUGAAUCUAAAAAGCGUUAUAUAUAUUAAAUGCUUUAUGCGUUGCCGUUUGCGAGAUAUUAGAGUGUCUUUUGUGUGUGCGUGUGUGUGUGUAUAUAAUUUUUCUUUCUGAGUAAGAUUAUUGUAAAUGUUACUGGUUUUCCAAUUUCUUUAUGAAGACAAACAAAAGAGCGUGAGAAAAGGUUUUGAAGUUUGUAAGUGUGUAUAAAGUAUACAUAUAGAUAUUAUGCGUAGGUUAUUUUUUUAUAUAAUCCUCCUGCACAGUGGAAAUCAAUUCCAACUUGUCAGUCAUUCUUCAAUAUCAUAAUUUUUACAUUUUUAAAAAUGUGUUUGACAUAUAUUAAACAUACAUAUUUAGUAAUAUGUGUUUAAUAUAUAUGUAUUUAAUAUAUGUAUAUUGCACUUCGCCUUCAAAAGACACUUGAAAACAAGUAUGAUAUAUAUAUAUAUAUAUAUAUAUAUAUACACACGUUAAAUAUAAACAUACAUACGUUUUUAAAUUAUGUAGAACAAAUUAUACGCAUGCAUUUUAAUUAAAAUCUCUCCAUAAAUUUCUUUUUCAUUAAAUAUAUAUGUAUUUAAAUCAUUUCAUUGAAUGAGAAAAACUGGCAAGAUAAAGAACUGAAAGACUUAUCAGGAAGAUUGUGUAUACAAUUAUUGAACAUUUUUUGUAUUUAAUCUUUCCUAGAUAUAUAAUAUGGUCGCAUAUUAAUUCUUAAAACUGAAGUGUUCAACGUGGCUUGUUUUAUCAAUUACGUUUAAAUUGUAUUGUGUUAUAUGAUAUUUUGUUAUCUUAUAGUCUGAUUAAUUGUUUGCCUUCUACGCAAAUAAAAUGCCAUUUAUUUGCGGCACAAUUUUUAUUGUUAAAUAACAUUUCAAAAAAUCAGAAUUAUACAAGUUUUAGUUCUCUUAACUAGUACAAUAUAUAUACACACAUCCAUUAUAUAUCUAAGUAUAUAUUUGUAUAAUAUAGAACUAAGAAAUAUCCUAAGUUUGGAAUCUAACUUAUAACGCAUUAAACGUAAUACCUCUCAUUUAUUUCCAGUUUUGUAAAUAAAUAUUUAAAGUUUAUAA
Molecule: messenger RNA, 4534 nt
Organism: Solenopsis invicta (red fire ant)
Lineage: Eukaryota; Metazoa; Arthropoda; Insecta; Hymenoptera; Formicidae
Gene: Usp10
Product: ubiquitin carboxyl-terminal hydrolase 10
Exons: 9
Coding region: 320-3145 (941 amino acids)
Biological process (GO): DNA damage response, signal transduction by p53 class mediator; protein deubiquitination; regulation of autophagy
Cellular component (GO): nucleus; cytosol
Molecular function (GO): cysteine-type endopeptidase activity; cysteine-type deubiquitinase activity
Source: RefSeq, a predicted model, not a curated record